Molecule: messenger RNA, 1677 nt
Organism: Eruca vesicaria subsp. sativa (arugula)
Lineage: Eukaryota; Viridiplantae; Streptophyta; Magnoliopsida; Brassicales; Brassicaceae
Source: the annotation of a GenBank genome assembly
AUGCAAAACUUGUUGGAGAAAUUAAGGCCUCUUGUGGGUGCAAGAGCUUGGGACUAUUGUGUUCUUUGGAGACUAAACGAGGACCAAAGGUUCUUGCAGUGGCUGGGAUGUUGUUGUGGUGGGACACAACUCAUUGAGGAAAAUGGAACAGAAGAGUUUAGCUUCGGAGGUUGUAGAGAUGUUAUGUUUCAUCAUUCUCGAACCAAAUCUUGUGAAUUUCUUUCCCAUCUUCCUUCUUCCAUCCCUCUUGAUUCCGGGAUAUAUGCGGAGACUCUUUUGACUAACCAGACCGGUUGGUUGAGUGAGAGCUCAGAACCAGGUUUUAUGCAGGAAACUAUAUGUACUAGGGUUUUGGUUCCUAUACCGGGAGGAAUAGUGGAGCUCUUUGCAACCAGACAUGUAGCUGAAGAUCAGAACGUGGUGAACUUUGUAAUGGGGCAUUGCAACAUGUUGAUGGAUAAAACCGUAACUAUCAACAUGAUGGUAGCGGAUGAGGUCGAAUCCAAGCCGUAUGGGAUGUUACCUGGUGAGAUCCAUCAAAAAGGUUCAAAGGAGGAAGAGAUAAUGAAUCUCCCAUCGCCAUAUGAUAUCUCAGCUGAUCAAAUCCGGCUCAACUUCUUGCCUCAGAUGAGUGAUUACGAGGCACAACAACACUUAAAGACGAAGAGUGAUUAUCAUCAUCAAGACUUAGGGUAUUUCCCGGAGAAUGGUGACAAGGGCAUGAACCCAUUUAACACGGCUGCAGAAGAAGAAAUGUCGGUGAUGGGUGAGCCUAGCUUGCUUGUGAACGAACAGCAAGUUGGUAAAGAUAAGGAGGAACUGAAUGAGAAUGCAACUGGUUCAGAUUGUAGCGACCAGAUUGAUGAUGAAGAUGAUCCAAAGUAUAAGAAGAAGACAGGAAAACAUGCUCAAGCUAAGAACCUAAUGGCUGAGAGACGGAGGAGGAAGAAGCUAAACGAUAGACUUUAUGCUCUCCGGUCACUUGUUCCCAGGAUAACCAAGUUGGAUAGGGCAUCGAUUCUUGGUGAUGCGAUCAAUUACGUUAAAGAGUUGCAGAAUGAGGCAAAGGAGCUUCAAGACGAGCUUGAAGAGAAUUCAGAGACUGAGGAUGGAUCUAACAGGCAGCAAGGAGAGAUGAGUCUGAACGGGACAGUGGUCACUGGGUUUCAGCAGGGCCUUUCGUGUAACCAGAAUGUUGUUCCUAACCUAAAACAAGAUGCUGAUCUUGAGAAUUCCAAUGACAAAGGACAAGAAAUGGAGCCGCAGGUGGACGUGGCUCAGUUAGAUGGCAGAGAGUUUUUCGUAAAGGUGAUUUGUGAAUACAAACCUGGAGGCUUCACAAAUUUAAUGGAGGCACUUGAUUCUCUUGGACUUGAGGUCACAAAUGCUAACACUACUCGAUUCCUUAGCCUUGUCUCCAAUGUCUUUAAAGUUGAGAAAAAUGAUAGUGCGAUGGUGCCAGCUGAACAUGUGAGGAACUCGUUGCUGGAAAUAACCAGGAACACAUCUCGAGGAUGGCGUGAUGAUCAGAUGGCAACUGGUUCCAUGCAAAACGAAAAGAACGAGGUUAACUAUCAACACUAUGAUGAUCAUCAUCACUUACACGAUCAUCAGAUAAACCAGAACGCUCACCUUCAUCACCACCAUCAACACAUCAACCAUUACCAAAACCAAUAA